Molecule: messenger RNA, 1278 nt
Organism: Haemonchus placei
Lineage: Eukaryota; Metazoa; Nematoda; Chromadorea; Rhabditida; Trichostrongylidae
Source: the annotation of a GenBank genome assembly
CUGAUGGCUGGUCAUUUACCAGCCUGCGUAAUCGACAAUGGCACGGGAUACACCAAAUUGGGUUAUGCUGGCAACUGUGAGCCUCAGUUCAUUAUUCCAUCUGCUAUUGCUGUAAAAGACAAAGUAGCCAGCUCAAAUGCUGCGGCUUUACGUUGGAACACAUCAUCUGGUGGACGAAUAGAUGACCUCGACUUCUUCAUUGGUGAUGAAGCUCUUUCGCCAGCUGCUGCAAACUACUCUGCUAAAUAUCCGAUCCGUCAUGGUAUUGUGGAGGACUGGGAUCUGAUGGAGCGGUUUUGGGAACAGUGCAUCUUCAAGUACCUUAGAGCGGAACCCGAAGAUCACUUCUUCUUGUUGACAGAACCUCCACUGAACACUCCGGAAAAUCGUGAAUACACUGCAGAAAUCAUGUUUGAAUCCUUCAAUGUCCCAGGCCUGUACAUUGCUGUUCAAGCGGUUCUUGCAUUGGCAGCGAGUUGGUCCUCUCGUCCAGGGAAUGAGCGUCCGUUGACUGGAUUGGUUGUUGACUCUGGAGAUGGCGUAACCCAUUGUAUACCAGUCGCGGAAGGUUAUGUCAUAGGGUCAUGUAUCAAGCAUAUACCCAUAGCUGGAAGGGACAUUACUUACUUCAUCCAGCAAAUCUUGAGAGAUCGAGAGCCCACAAUCCCUUCGGACCAAUCCUAUGAGGUGGCCAAGGCUAUUAAGGAAAGGUACUGCUAUGUUUGCCCUGACAUUCUUAAAGAAUUUAUGAAAUAUGAUUCGGAUGGCUCAAAGUGGUUAAAAACUUAUCAUGGUAUCAAUAACAUCACUAAGAAGGAAUUUGUAGUGGAUGUAGGAUAUGAACGCUUUCUUGGACCUGAAAUUUUCUUUCAUCCUGAGUUCGCUAAUCCUGACUUCACGACGCCCAUUUCGGAUACGAUCGAUAAUGUUAUACAACAGUGCCCAAUCGAUGUACGUCGAGGGUUAUACGACAAUAUAGUUUUAUCCGGAGGCUCCACAAUGUUCAAGGAUUUUGCUCGUAAGCUACAGCGAGAUAUAAAACGGAUUAGCGAGAACAGGCUGGCUAUUAGUGAAGCUCUCAGUGGAGGGCAUUUGAAGCCGAAACCAAUUGACGUUCAAGUAAUAUCACACAAAAUGCAACGAUAUGCCGUAUGGUUCGGAGGUUCAAUGUUGGCAUCUACGCCUGAGUUCUAUAAAGUAUCACAUACAAAGGAAGAGUAUAUGGAAAGAGGCCCUUCCAUUUGUCGGCACAAUCCCGUUUUUGGAGCACUCACUUAA